Osmia lignaria (orchard mason bee) is the source of this 778-nucleotide messenger RNA. NCBI's taxonomy places the organism in Eukaryota, Metazoa, Arthropoda, Insecta, Hymenoptera, Megachilidae. The record is from RefSeq and is a predicted model, not a curated record.
UCUGACUGAAAGGAAACUGCCUCGCAGGAAGUACCUACAUAUCCGCAGAGUGUAUAAAACAAAAAGGGGAGUGUCGUUUCCGUGGAAUGCCCUGUGAUCGCCCGGUGGGCUGGAAUCUUGAAACGAGAGCGCAUUCUAACUUCGAUAGAAUUUUUUCAAAUGUUUGACAGUGGAGACACCUUUUGCAAGCAAGUGGCGGGAGGACAGAGAUCUAUAAAUAUACAUAGGAGCAUUUUCUGUUACUUGUCACUCUCUUCCGGGCGAUACGUGUGGAGGGAAAGGAGCGCGGAGAAGGAGAAACCUAUGAGGAAGGCCGAGAAUCCGGAAACCCAUGGAAGUCUAUGGGAGACAGACAGGUUGGAGUCCGGAGAGGAGAAAAUCUACGAGAAUGGUCAGGAAUUUUGGCACCAAAGAAUUGAAGAGAUUACGGAAGGAAGGAUGGUCUAUCGCCAUUUUUCCUAAGGAAGCCUUUUUUCAUUCAUUAGAAGGGAAGUACUAUUAUGGACGCACAAACAACCCCCCAGUUUAUGGGCUGUCAAGGUAGUGUAAGACUCUGGGGAAAAAAUCGUAGUGAUACCAUAUCCACUAAAAUCCCUAUCUUCUUGACCACUGACGCAGCUUGUACUUACGUAGUGCAUCAAUGUAAACCACGCUGAAACUUUCUUUUAACCACAACUUAAUCGGGAACGAGGUUGGGUAUCUACAUCAACGCACCUGCCAGUUAUGUGACAGGACCUUUUCUUUCUACGCAAAAUGGCCCUAGAGAAGUCUGCUUUUC